Hydra vulgaris (swiftwater hydra) is the source of this 1263-nucleotide messenger RNA. RefSeq lists its product as uncharacterized. Lineage: Eukaryota; Metazoa; Cnidaria; Hydrozoa; Anthoathecata; Hydridae. The record is from RefSeq and is a predicted model, not a curated record.
AUGAAGAACUGCUUAAUCAUCCCUGAAAAAAUUGCUGAGUUCAUGCUUCCAACAACGAUUGAGGCGAGAACCCCACUCUUCUAUAGUCUACCAAAAAUACAUAAAGAAAACACACCACUGAGACCGAUUGUCUCUGGAUGUGGAAGCCCCACUGAUAAUCUCUCAGAAUACGUCGUCAAAUACUUACUACCUAUUGCUGAGUCCCUACCUUCUUAUUUUAAAGAUUCCACUGAGCUCCUAAAGACCUUAUGCGAAACACCUUUACCAAGAAGAGAAUAUAUAUUAGUUACAGCAGAUGUAGUGUCUCUCUACACGAACAUCCCACAUGACGAUGGUAUCAGAGCAGUAAGCAAUUUCUUAAACAACAACUGGAAACUACUUAAACUCCCCAAUAAUCUCCCACCAAUAAUACCCACCAACCACUUCUGUGACCUACUCAAGUUAAUCCUUGAAAACAGUUCUUUUAUGUUUGGAUCACGCUCCUUCCAUCAAAAAUUUGGAACAUCAAUGGGUACAAGGAUGGCUCCUCCAUAUGCCAAUAUCUUUAUGGGAGAACUAGACCAAAAAAUUAUUGAAAAAUACAAGAACCACAUAAGCCUAUAUAAACGAUUUAUUGAUAAUGUCCUGCUAAUAUUUGAAGGCACUCUCAGUGAAUUAGAUGAAUUGAAAACCUACAUGAAUAGCCUACAUAAAAAUAUCAAGUUUACCUUUGAUACCUCAACUAAAUCCGUUAGUUUCAUGGACCUCACCUUAACAAAAAACGAGAACAACACCAUCUCCUCUACCAUUUACAAAAAGCCUACUGAUACUCUAUCCUUACUUAACUUCCAUUCCAACCACCCUAGACACCAAAAAAUCGGAAUCGUCUAUAGCCAAGCAAGAAGACUAAACAGACUUGUCUCAAAAGAAGUCGACUUACGAACAGAACUCGAAAAAUUAGCAAAAACUCUAGUAAUAAAGAACUACCCAAUAGAAGUAAUUAAUCAAGAAAUAAACAAAGCCUUAUCCUCGACACAAAAAAAUCUAAUAUUUAAGCCAAUAACAACAGAACCAAUAUCUGACAAAAAGAAAUCCUUCAACAAUGGAAUACCAAUAGUACUACCAUAUGAUGCGACAGGUAAAGAGAUCAUGAAAAUGACCACCAAGCACUGGAGAAUUAUUCAAAAUGAUCCAGUGCUUAGUAAAAUAUUAGGUGAGAAACCUCUAAAAAUAUACUCCAAUCAAAAAAACCUACACGAUCAAUUAAUUCGCACUAAAUUUUAA